CAACAACUGCUUCUUGGCGGGUUCUUGCAAAUGCAAGAACAGAUCAUGCAAGACACUACCAAAUUCGGCUCAAAUUUCUCCGGUGAUGGCACCUGCACUGCCUACGUCGGAUAACUUCAACAAUGAGAGGUUGAUGUCCGGGAAGCUCGAGUUCGUUGGUUCAACGUAUUGUUCCGAUGAUGACGAAUGUGUGGAAAAGGAGAAACAGAUAUCGGUGGAUCCAAUAUCAUUGAGACAGUCAUCGGCGAGAGAGGAUAUGAUUUUCGAUCCCAUCACGGCUCCUGAUGUCCCUGAUCUUCAUCUGCCGCCGCCGCUACCUCCGACGCAGUUCAAGUUCUUAAGCUACAGCCUGCCGAAUUCCGUCAAUUCAUCUCCCCGAUUCGGUUCAAUGAAAAAGAAAGGAAAACUAGAAAAUCAAGAAUCGAAACUUAAAAUCUCGAAUUCGACGAAGCUCAAAUCGUCGGUGCAGGAUAUACAAGUCGCUCUGCAAGAGGAUACUCAAUUUCGAAGGAGUAAAUCAUGUGGCGAAGGCAGAGCAAGUGCUCCCGCCGAUGAUUUGGAUCUGUUGUUGAAUAAAGCAAAAUUUCCAGAAACGAUGAGUUACGAUGAUUUCGUUAGAACUGAAUCGAACAAAGAUUAUCGUAAUGGUGCAGAGAACUUAGAGCCUACCGAUGACGGAUUUAAAUGCGGGGCUCUCUGUUUAUUCUUACCGGGAUUCGGCAAAGCGAAGGCCGUUAGGUCAAUCAGAAAGGAAGAAGAACCAGAGAUAGGAAAAGUGAGGAUGUCGAGGACCGAGAUUGGAAGCGUGAUAUCGAGGACAGUUUCGAUGGAGAAAUUCGAAUGUGGAUCAUGGGCUUCAUCUGCCAUGCCAAACGAAACUGGCGAAGACGACUCCAGUAGCAGCCUUUUCUACGAUCUGCCAAUGGAGUUAAUAAGAAAUAGUGUGGAUGCAAAUGCGCCAAUCAGUGCAGCUUUCGUCUUCGAUAAAGAUCAGAAGGGAGUUACAAAAAACAGUUCGUCACAAAAAUCUCACGAACCGUCGCAUCAUGUUCGAUUCUCGGCAUCGUCUCCUUCAGGACCUUCCUCGCCAGCGUCUUGCAUCACACCUAGAUUGCGCAAGGCAAGAGAGGAGUUUAAUGCCUUUCUCGAAGCCCAAAGCAGUGCUUAAGAUUGAACCCUGUUUAGGAGCUGAUCGCAAACUUUCCGAGAUGCUGGCCGUUCUUGUGGCGCGGUUUUAGUGCAUAGGAGAGCUAUUUCAAGAA
This is a messenger RNA of Cucurbita pepo subsp. pepo (vegetable marrow), 1262 nucleotides long. RefSeq lists its product as uncharacterized. The record is from RefSeq and is a predicted model, not a curated record. Gene Ontology annotation, biological process: response to photooxidative stress; photosystem I assembly. Gene Ontology annotation, cellular component: chloroplast thylakoid membrane. Lineage: Eukaryota; Viridiplantae; Streptophyta; Magnoliopsida; Cucurbitales; Cucurbitaceae.